Messenger RNA from Pediculus humanus corporis (human body louse), 927 nucleotides. RefSeq lists its product as uncharacterized. Gene Ontology annotation, biological process: RNA processing; pseudouridine synthesis. The record is from RefSeq and is a predicted model, not a curated record. Bases 1 to 927 code for a protein of 308 amino acids. The transcript is spliced from 3 exons. Lineage: Eukaryota; Metazoa; Arthropoda; Insecta; Psocodea; Pediculidae. Gene Ontology annotation, molecular function: pseudouridine synthase activity; RNA binding.
AUGAGUCAGGCGGAAACUGCUUGGAAAUCUCUAAAUGGAAUAAUCAAUGUUUAUAAAUCUGCAGGAACAUCAUGUUCUUAUGUUAAGCACAAAAUUCAAUCUAAACUUUGUUCAGAAUUAAAUAGUUUAGAAACUAGACCUGUCAACAAGUAUAUAGACUUAAUUCAAAAUAAUCAACAAGAUAAUCAACAAGCUUUGGUCAAAGUCAGAGAUAGUUUUGCUGAUAAUAUUUUGUGUGUUGGUCCUAGAUAUCAACCUGAGGACAUUUCUAUAAGUUUUCCAUCUCCUUUAGGAAAAAAUACAUCUGGUGUAUUGGUUUUAGGUAUCAAUAGAGGAAAAACUUUGAGUAAAGUUCUUAAAAAUUUAAAUUUUUUAAAAUGCUACAAAAUCGAUGGAUUACUUGGGCAAGCCACAACAAAUUUUCAUAUUGAUGCUACAGUUAUAGCUAAAGCCAAAUAUUCACAUAUCAGUGAAAGUCUUGUUCAUAAAACACUAGCUUCUUAUCAGGCAGCCAGUCAAAAAAGAUUAAUAGAAGAAUAUUACUCUAAUACUCAAAGCCAAGAACUUUAUGAUUCUCUAGUGGCUGGUCUUUUAAGACCCAAAGAAAUUCUUACACCGAUUUUUUAUAGUUAUAAGUUAGUUGAAUUCAAUCCUCCUGAGUUUACCAUUGAGGUUUAUUGCAUCAAUGAAAAUGAAAGUAGUUUAAUGAAUACUAUACAUAAUUUAGGAAUCAGUUUAAGGAGUUUAGCAACUUGCACUGCUCUGAAAUGUGUAAAAUAUGGUUUUUUCGGUAUUAGUGAUGCAUUACUUAAAAAAGAAUGGAAAAUUGAAAACAUUGUAAAUAACAUGAAUUUAUGUUUUAAACUUUUCGAAGAUCAUUAUUCAGACAAGAUACAAUCUUAUUCACAUGUUAAGUCAGGUGUUUAA